UCACACGAUUUCGCGAUGCGUUUCUAUAGGUUAGCAAGUUCCAUAAAAUUGCUUAAUUGCAAUAAAGUCCAAUUGUUGGCAAUAAGUGUGCGUAAUUUGUCAGCCACCACACGGACAACUGACGAGAAUGCACCGUCACCACCACCACCACCAAUCACAGGUGCUGUGAACAAUGACCAAAACAACAACAAAAAGUCGCAGCAGCGAGCGCUUCACAUUGCCGUCAUCGGAGUACCAAAUGUGGGCAAAAGCACCUUUAUAAACAACAUUAUCAACCACAAGGUCUGUCCCACAUCCGCCAAAGUGCACACGACACGCAAAGCGAACACUGCAAUUUUGACUAGUGGACAGACGCAGUUGGUCUUCUAUGAUACACCUGGGCUGGUGACACAGCGUGAGAUAAGGAAACAUCAUUUGGAGCAGAGCUUUAAGAGCGCCUAUCGCCAUGCCAUCCAGCAUGCGGAUAUUAUUGCCGUCAUGCAGGAUGCCUCCAAUAGCUGGACACGCAAGGAAUUGCAUCCCACAGUGCUGGACACGUUGAAGGCCUACGCACAGUUGCCCAGCUUUUUGAUACUCAACAAAAUCGAUGCCCUCAAAUCGAAGCGUGUGCUUUUGGAUCUAAUCAAGACGCUGACAAACGAUACGCUGCACAAGAGCAAAAAGACGGCGACUCCAAGUGAAACCCCACAGUUGAUCACAAAGGGACUGCCUUUGAAUCAGCGUGAAACCAAUUGGAGUCAUUUCAAUGAUGUCUUUCUCGUUUCCUCGCUGACGGGCAGCGGACUGCAGGAGCUGCAGGAUUAUUUAAUUGCCGCUGCAAAGCAAAGGAGCUGGCGCUUUGCAGCGAAUGUUUAUACAGAUGAAUCGCCCGAAUCGCUGAUUGUGGAGAGCGUGCGUGCUCGCCUGCUCGACUAUCUGCCACAGGAAAUACCUUAUAAUCUAAAGUGCGAACUGGAGUAUUACAAUGUGGAUAAGCAUGUGGUUUACACCUCCGUUUUAGUGCAGUGUCCCACGCCGCGCAUUGAGCGACUGAUUUGUGGUGAAUCCAAUGGUAAAUUGCGUCAGAUAACGGAACGUGUCACUUCCGAUUUGGUGGAAAUGUUUGGCCAAGCGGUAUCCUUAACCAUAUCCACUAUGUCCGGCGGCAAGAAGAGACCCUAAUUUAUGAGUUUGUUGAUUUCAUUAUUAUUAAUUGCAUAUAUGUACAUAAAGAAAUUAUAAGAUAUAUCGA
Messenger RNA from Drosophila grimshawi, 1231 nucleotides. Its product is annotated as GTPase Era, mitochondrial. Gene Ontology annotation, biological process: ribosomal small subunit assembly. Gene Ontology annotation, molecular function: rRNA binding; ribosomal small subunit binding; GTP binding. Lineage: Eukaryota; Metazoa; Arthropoda; Insecta; Diptera; Drosophilidae. Gene Ontology annotation, cellular component: mitochondrial matrix. Bases 16 to 1161 code for a protein of 381 amino acids. The transcript is spliced from 3 exons. The record is from RefSeq and is a predicted model, not a curated record.